Molecule: messenger RNA, 2931 nt
Organism: Penicillium daleae
Lineage: Eukaryota; Fungi; Ascomycota; Eurotiomycetes; Eurotiales; Aspergillaceae
Product: ankyrin repeat domain-containing protein
Exons: 4
Coding region: 1-2931 (976 amino acids)
Molecular function (GO): protein binding
Source: RefSeq, a predicted model, not a curated record
AUGGCUGGUGGAGAAGAGAUUCUCGAGACUGUGGUGCUCCGGGAAAAGACGGCGGCCAUCGAUGCAGCCAAAUAUCGAUCGUCAAAACACACUGCUUCAACGGCCUAUUUCUAUUGUGAGAGCGACCGACCGGACGAGCUCAAUGGGCUCUACAUUCUUUCCAGUCUGAUCAAACAACUAUGCGAGUAUCUCCGUGCUAAAUACAAACGCUGCCCCGACGAUGUGGUAGAUGCACUGAACCACUUCUUUGGGAAGAAGCGAGUUGUUCCCGACUUUGAUGAUUUGAAGGAAAUUUUCAUCCAGUUAUUCCACAUCAUCCCAGACACGGUGUAUAUCAUUGACGGACUCGACGCAUUGAGCCCAGAACAGAGUAAAGACCUGUUUGGGCUCUUCAGGUCCCUGUUCUGCGGUUCUGGAUCCCCGCCGGAGUCGCGGAUGCUCGUUUUCAGCCGAGAACAACUGCCUGGCUACACAGGCAUUCCCCUGUUCAUGGCUGGCGUUCGUCAAAUUUCGACUACGUCCAACGUGAUGCCGGAUCUUCACACGUACAUUGAUACGAGUGUCACUGAUAAACUGAUGAGCCGGAGGCUCACGGACGAUUUAGCCUUGUUGGACGAAGUCAAGCGGGUCCUCCUGGAAGAAUCAUCUGGAAUGUUUCUUUGGGUCUAUCUGCAGUUGGAGAUUCUGUGGCAAGACUGUUUCACGGACAAUCGUAUUCGAUCAGCGCUGCGAGAUCUUCCGACAGAUCUGGAGGAGACAUACCAUCGCUGUCUUCAAAGAAUGACCUUUGCCAAUCCUUAUACAUUGCGCGUCCUCCAAUGGGUGAGUUUUGCUGCAAGACCACUCCAUAUCGACGAAUUAAAAGAGGCCGUCGCCUUUGAUCCAGAUGACAUAGUAUGGGACGCCGGAAAGAUCCCCCAAGCAGAUGUGGUGAUUGGGUGCGGUGCGAACCUCGUUGCCGUCGAUCCUUCUGAUCAAUGUGUUCGCUUUGCGCAUCCUUCCGUCAAGACAUAUCUGCAGAAGAAUUCAGCAAGGUUAAUUCCAGGGUACCCAAAAUCCGAUAAGCAGGGCGAGCUCCAGUGCGGAGAAUUCUGUGUUGCGUAUCUGUCAUUCUCUAACUUCAACCUCGAACUGGUGAACCCAGCCAACGAGACAGAAGUGGUAAAAGUGCCGGAUCCCAAACUAUUCGCCGGCGAUGCAUUAGCAUCUCCCUUGCAACUCUCGUUGAGUUUCAACGAAACCUGGAAUUUCCACCCUUGGGUGGUCGGCGGCCGCUCACAAACCUCACGCCUACAUGGCCUCUUCGGAUGGGCCGUUAAGGAAGGGCACAUUCCGCUGUUGGAGUUGGCACUCACUUCCGAUCGAGACAUACGGGAGAUCUGUAACCUCCCGUUGGUCGAUGAGCGGCUUCCUGCACUUCAUGUCGCCUCAAAAAUGGGGCUUGCGGACGUCGUCAAUCUCCUUCUACCUAUGUGCGAAUUGAACUUGCAAGACGAAGAAGGAUAUACUGCCUUACACCAUGCAGCUAGUAAGGGGCAUGGAGGUGUUGUAGCCAUGCUUCUAUACUCAGGAAGCACGAAAAUAGAUAUCCCGUCAAAGACCCAAGUUACACCACUUUGGCUAGCUGCCAACCAUGGCCACUGCGACCUCGUGCGGGCUCUGACUGAGAGACAAGCGAACCUUGAAGCCAGAGAAAGUUCUUCGCAACGGACGCCUCUUUCACAGGCUGCUAGCAACGGCCAUCAAGCUGUUGUCGACUUUCUUGUGUACAGGGGAGCGAAUCUGGAAGCAAAGGACGCCGGUGGUCGGACACCGUUAUCCUGGGCCGUCAUGAAUGAGCAUCUGGACACGGUCGAGCUGUUACUUGAGAGAGGCGCCAAUUCUGCUUGUAGAUUUGCGAACAAAGGAAAAUUGCUGUUAUGGGCAGCGCAGACUGGACAUGCUGCUAUCACAGGCUUGCUAGCUGCGAAUCCCGAGACGGAUCUAAACGCCACCGAUGACAAAGGGCUAACAGGGUUAUGGUGGGCUGUCCGGAAUCAGCACUUGGAGAUCGCGAAGAUUCUUCUUGACUGCGGGGCAAAUCGGGAGAUCCGAGAUGCUGACGGCCAGACGCCUCUACUGUGGGCAGCGAGAAAUAGGCACGAGGCACUGACUAUAUUACUGCUCAAAGAAGGCGCGGCUAUCUCUGUUCAGGAUAAACACGAGAGAACAGCGCUUUUCUGGGCUGUCGAGCAUAGCCACGAGGGAAUAGUCAAGUUACUGCUGGACCGGAUCGGAGACCACAAGGGAAAGAACCAGUUACUCAACUUUAUUGCCUUGGGGCCUGUACGAACGCGAACUGACACAGUGGACUUAUCCCUCGGCAGAAAUGGAGACUUUGAGGAUAAGACGCCGUUACUGUCAGCUGUAAGGAAAAGCUUCGAGUUACUGGCUCAGCGGUAUAUGGAGCGUAACACCACCGUGGACCGAGAAGGUCUUCCCAGACAGGCAACUUGGAUGUGGUCCACAGGGGACGGGCAAAAGGCCCUACUCGAGCUGCUCCUUGGAAAGAGUAAAGAUGACGUCGAGAAGUCGAACUGGUCCCUCCUAGAGGCUGCAAAGCAGGGCAAUGCGCACUCCGCGAAGCUGCUGGUUGACGGAGGCACUGAUAUCCACACGAGAACUCUUUACGGGGAGACACCACUAUGGUGGGCUGCAAGAAAUGGACAUGCGGCGCUUGUAGAAUUUUUGUACGACAGGGGUGGAGAUAUCGAAUCUAAGGAUAAGUUUGGCCUCACGCCAUUAGCUUGGGCGGUUGAGAAUCGACACUGGCCAGUUGUCAAGCUACUGCUUGGCUGGGGCGCUGACAUUCGGGCUUCCGACAAGUCUGGCCAGACACCACUCUCUAGGGCUGAUGCCAGGGGAAUGCGAAGUCUAUUACUUAGGCAAUGA